Ochlerotatus camptorhynchus is the source of this 3618-nucleotide messenger RNA. RefSeq lists its product as uncharacterized. Gene Ontology annotation, cellular component: plasma membrane. NCBI's taxonomy places the organism in Eukaryota, Metazoa, Arthropoda, Insecta, Diptera, Culicidae. Gene Ontology annotation, biological process: stabilization of membrane potential; potassium ion transmembrane transport. Gene Ontology annotation, molecular function: potassium ion leak channel activity; outward rectifier potassium channel activity. The transcript has 5 exons. The record is from RefSeq and is a predicted model, not a curated record. The coding region runs from base 442 to 3096 and encodes 884 amino acids.
UUUCGCUCACAAUUUUCCGAGCAGCGGUCCCGAACGGUCCGGUCCCGUAGUUAGCUAGGCGUUCGCGUGAAAAUUUUCCUCUUUUUAACCCAUAAAUGACCUAGGAGAUGUGAUUUAUCUGCCCUUUCGAACCAGCUGGCGUAAUUGAGAAUAUUUUCAGUUGGAACGUGUGUGAUGUAGUGAUAAGCUUUCGAGAAUUUGCAACGAUGACAAACUGUUAAAACGUGUUGAAAUGGAGUGAAAAGUUGAGAUCCCGAACGAAAAGAAAAACGGAAAAUCUGAGUCAAAUGUGAUACUGAUCCCAUAUGAGUGUGCGAGUUUAAAUAUAUUUGAAAUCGUAAAACGGUGACUUUGAGACAUCUGUGGUCGCACUUACGGUGACGUCAACGACCUGUGACGAUACUUGACAUCGCACGAAGAACAUCUUAGGCAUCGUAGAUAAUGGAUACGAAGUCAGAUGCACCGGUGGUGGCCCGUCGCCGAAGAAAGGCGGCUCGUCAACUUCGCGAAUCCACUCCGGAUCCAUCACAGAGAGGGGCAGCCACAGACAAUAGCCUGAGCCAAGCGUCGGACGAUCAGAGUGGAUCGGAGAGUAGGAGUACGGGCCGAAGCACGGUUGAAUCGAGUCCCCGUGGAUCGGUGAAUAGUAAGAAGAGCUUCAUCGAACGAGCAAUGGAAUACGGUAGUCAUCGAAACAAGAUCCUCAGCAGAAAAGACAAGAAGCUUACGGUUAUGUCCGAGAGGAGCCGAUCGGUACCACGCGACAGUGAGGAUGUACCGAGCAGUCCGGAAAUGUUUUCGCUUCUCCGUCGUGCCAAAAAGAGCUUGUCUUCAUCGCGCAAACCCAAAACCGACGAUUCGAGUGACGGUGGCAAAAUUUCGGACACGGAAGUUCGCAAACGCCGCGAGCGCAUCGAACGCUAUCAAUCGGAACGCAGCAAAGAUGACGACUCAAAAUCAUCCCAUCUUCAAGUGAAUCUGUCUCGUUUCAACGAAGAACGGCGAAAGUUUGAACUGGAAAAACUCAAAUUUCUCCAGGAGAAACGGGAACUAGACCGAAUGAGGCUGAGACGGUUCGAUAAGUACCGCGAGGAACUGUUGGAAGAACAGCGACAGAAGCUUCACGAAGAUCUGCGGAAUCGUGAACGAGAGGAACGCUCCAAGAGUAUCGAAGCACCGAUCUUGCCUCCAGUGCCACCAACACGAUCCAAAACGCCUGUCUCGCCGGGGGCGUCCAGAAAGAAGAUUUUGAUUAUUCCAAAGACAUCCAGUCGGUCGGCAUCGAGUAGCGAAGAAGAAGGUAAUAACACGAGUGAUGAAGAAAAGACAGCGACCAUCAGGAGGAGGUUUUCCCCUCGAAAACCGAAGAGGCUAAGAUCGACAAAAACCGAGUUGAAGCUAUCCAAAACUCCGGAACUAGCUACAUCUCCGGAGCCUGAGUCAGAGCUUCCAUCAGAUUUCCCACCCGAACCGGAACUAGCUGAAUUGGAACCAGUUGCACCGGUAGAGGUGGGGCCGUCUGCCGUUCCUGAACAAAAGGUAGAAGAAGAGAUGGUGCUGACCCAAAGGAAGGUGGUGAGAAAGGAGGAUGGUGAAUCAGACGAAAAGAAGAUGGAAAAGGAGAAGGAUAGCGAGGAGAAAGAUUCGAACGAAAAGAAGGAUGAUGUGUUGGUUGCAGAGGACAAGAAGGUUGAGGGACCUAAAGAGAAAAAACGUAGACGAGCACUACUAGUCUAUGUUGAAAAGGAGGAUGAUUCGUUCAGCUGGAUGGAAAUUUUGGCUGAGUUGAAAGACUUUUGGUUAGACUUCCUGGAUGAUAAUCCACGGGAAAUUCGUAGGAUUAGGUUGCAGGCUAAUGAAUGUGCCUUCUAUUUUGGUGUUAUGGUAGUACUAUGUGGUGUCGGAGGGGUUAUCUUCCGAGUUACCGAGGGAACCUUCGAAUCGCAGUACAAAUGCGGUGUUAAGCGAGUUAAACGAGACUUCAUUGAUCAGUUGUGGGUUUCCAGCCACAGUCAAAGGGAGGAAGACUGGAAGCAAACCGCUAGAGCAAGACUAAGGAAAUUUGAGGAAGAACUGCAUGUUGCAUUCGAAGCAGGCAUGAAAACCUACAGUGGCAAUACGGCGUGGAACUUUGUCAACGGUGUGAUUUAUUCACUGACUGUGGUGUCAACAAUUGGAUAUGGCCACAUAACACCAUCUACGACGACGGGUCGAGCGCUGACGAUAAUAUACGCUAUUAUCGGUAUUCCCAUAUUUCUUAUUGUUCUAGCUGAUUUUGGCAAGCUAUUCACGAGAGGAAUCAAGUUCUUAUGGUCUUACGUGAGACGAUUAUACUACACGGGUUCAAUUCGGAAAGUGCGGAAAACGUCCCAAGUGAAGGAGGUUAUGAAAGGGCUCAACGUAGUUUAUGAUAUGGUUCGUCGUCCCAGUGGCGAUCAUGAACUACAGCCUACCAAUAUACAAGCCACUGAACAACCCCAGCCUUCCACCUCGGCGGAAGCUCCUCCAACGUGUGAAUCACCUGCCACUCCGGUCAUGGAAACAUUCGAAAUCGACGAUGAAUUCAAUCUUCCAAUUUCCAUUGCAAUUUUUAUCCUGGCAGCUUACAUGCUCUUCGGAGCCACCAUUUACUACACCUGGGAAAAUUGGUCUUUCUUCGAGGCAUUCUACUUUGUGUUCAUAUCCAUCUCAACCAUCGGGUUUGGUGACUUUGUUCCUCAACAUCCCAUCUACAUGAUGUGCAGCAUCCUGUAUCUAAUAUUCGGCCUUGCUCUCACUUCAAUGUGCAUCAACGUUGUUCAACUGAAAAUUAGCGACAGCUUCCGACAUGCCAGCGCCAAAAUCGGUGCCACAAUUGGCCUUCAGAUGGCAGAAGCAGCUUCCCUACAGCAAUCUCAAUCCCAAUCUCAUAUGCAAACUCCAGUGGAAUUGUCCGGUGUCCAUACCAGCACCCCAACCAGCGCAAAUGGAUUUCAGCAAGCACCCCCACCACCGACUAAUUUAAAUGGAGAUGCCACCAUGACACCGGUACUUCCGGAUCGACCGAGCAGCACAAACGUCAGUACCAGUAAAAAGAAAGAUGACAAGAAACAGUAGUGUAGUUAGUAACGAAUUAGAAUGAACACAAUGACUGAUUUACGAGUGAAAGUUGUGCUAAAACGAAAGUUUUAACGAAUGGAACCGCCUUUCGAAGCUAAUGGACCUUCUCAUUGCUACGCACAAUCGCCAUAUUAUUCGAUAAGCGCCACGCGAAACUAUAUGAAAGAUAAAUUUUACCAUAUUUAUAUACAAUCAAUAGCUUUUAAGAUGGAAAUGCACCAAAAACAACAUAUGAAUUAUACUUUUUCGAACAAUUCGCCUUAAGUAGGAUAGGAUAUUUAAGGGUUUCAAAUGUUUGCAGAUGAUAAAUCGGAUCAAUAAUACAAAGGUGUGUUUGAUAGGAGUUUGUUACAUUACAUAGAACGGCAGCGUACUAAACCAUUAAGUGUACAGCAAACGAAGCUUAUACUUUGUUUUAUACAAUUGUGAAUUUCAAGUUAUGCUGAAUAAAGAAAUAAUUGCGAAAUAAUGUUUGAUUUUCAUGUGUCAUCAAUUUAUUUGAUCAUUUGGUCACAAGAA